CAGAAGGCUUGGAGCGGCUGAGAGAGAAAGACGUGUCCCGCUCACUCUCUCACUCUCUCACUCUCGCUCUCACUUUUCUCUUAGUUUCCCACGGUCUGGAAAAAGUUCCCACGCUUUGUGAAACUCGCUAAAAAGAAACAAACGAACGAACGAACAAACACGAACAAGAUGAUCAAGAAGAAAGUAAAGAAAAAGUUAAAUAGAAGGAAAAAAGUGGUGGCGGUGGUGGUGGUGUGGUGAUGACGGUGGUGGUGGUGGUGGUGGUGAUGACUCGGAAAGAAAAUAGUAAUAAUAAUAAUAAUAAUAAUAAUAAUAAUAAUAACAUUUGAUGGACUUUCUAUAACUUUCGCUUUCCGUGGAUUUCAUAAGAGGUCGUCAUGAGAGGUGUCCUGGGUGCUUUCUUCCACCUCCUCCUCCUCCUCCUCCUCUUCCUCCUCCUCCUCAGCGGUGCAGAGUGCUACACGGGGGGCCUGGGGGGCUUGGUACAGCUUCGGCCAGCCCCGCAUCCCCGCUUCCUUCACCCCGGUACGCCCGCCAACGUGUCUGUGCAGCUUGGGACGACCGCUCACCUACACUGCAAAAUCGCCGGGUUAAGGGACCAGUCUGUGUCGUGGUAUCGCAAGGUCGGAGACGAGAUUCACCUGAUCACCUUCGGGUUCCAGACUUACCACAACGAUGACAGAUUCGCCAUGACCUACCAGCACCCCCACGAUUGGCGUCUUCGGGUGAGAUUCGUGCAGCACCGAGAUGAAGGAACCUACCAGUGCCAAGUAUCCACGCACCCUCCCAUGUCAAGAACGGUCCAUAUGCAUGUCGUGGAGGCCGCCAUGCAGAUCCUGGACGAGCGCGGCGUGGUCCUGCGCGAGAAGUUCUACCACACGGGCAGCACCAUUGAACUGCGGUGCAAGGUGUCCAACGUGCCCACCGCCACGGCCCUCACGCUCACCUGGUACCGGGGACACCUGAGGCUGAACUACGACGCUCCCAGGGGCGGCGUGAGCGUGAAGACCGAGCUGAGAGGCACCACCGCCCACUCGUGGCUCCGUGUGGGCAACGCCGUCAUCGAGGACUCGGGGACGUACUACUGCAACGUGACCAACCUCGCGGCCACCAGCGUCAACAUCCACGUGGUGCCGGAGAAAUACCCAGCAGCCAUACAGGGAGGGGGGGCGGUCUCCCCUAACCCCCCCCUCACGCUCCUCCCCCUCCUCCUCCUCCUCCUCCUCCUCCACCCCUCCCCGCCCCCUCACAGAUAACCCGGUAGUCGUGUGCGUGUGUGUGUACGUUUCCUGUGUGUGUACGUAUGUGCGUUCGUGUAGGCUUCCUCGUGUACACAUGUAUGUUAUCGUCGUUGUUGUUGUUGUUCUUGUUGUUGUUCCAUGUACGUUUUUGUUCGUGUAGGUUUUCCGUGUAGGGUUAGUGUGUGUACGUGUGUGUGUGUGUGAGAGAGAGAGAGAGAGAGAGAGAGAGAGAGAGAGAGAGAGAGAGAGAAUCAGUGUAUUUAUUUUGUUGUAGAAAAUAAAAAUAAAAUAAAAAAACAAUCAAAAAACUAAGUUAGAUGUAAUAAUAAUAAUAAUAAUAAUAAUAAUAAUAAUAAUAAUAAUAAUAAUAAUAAUAAUAAAAUGAGUGUUUGAAGGAAAAAAAUAUAAACGAAAUAAAUGAAAAAUAAUAAAGAAAAUGUGUUGUUUUUAUUCCCUUAUGUUCUCUCUCUCUCUCUCUCUCUCUCUCUCUCUCU
Molecule: messenger RNA, 1735 nt
Organism: Eriocheir sinensis (Chinese mitten crab)
Lineage: Eukaryota; Metazoa; Arthropoda; Malacostraca; Decapoda; Varunidae
Product: protein amalgam-like
Exons: 8
Coding region: 378-1256 (292 amino acids)
Biological process (GO): synapse organization
Cellular component (GO): neuron projection membrane
Source: RefSeq, a predicted model, not a curated record